CGAACAAGGACGGCGACUGGUUUUUGCGAACGGGGAUCGAGAAUAUAUAAUAUCGACACACUGCCUCCAGUGCAGCAGCAUCCAUUUGUUGUGAUUUUCCACAUUUAAUUAACGAAACCAAUUCCUCUGAUUGCGCCUCGCCGAUCAGGAUCAGGGGAAGGAAGCAGCAGGAAAGCAAAGGAUGAGGAUCGCCAUUGUCGGCGCCGGCGUUUCCGGCCUCGUUUCAGCCAAGUAUUGUCUGGCGUUCGGACAUGAAAUUUCCGUUUUCGAACAGACCACCAACUACGGUGGAUGCUGGAACUAUACAGAUGAAAUUGGGGUGGACGAGAAUGGACUUCCGGUCCACAGCGCCAUGUAUCAAAACUUGAAGACGAAUUUGCCGAAGGAGAUUAUGGUUUUCGAAGGAUUACAAUACAGCUUGGAUUUGACAAAAUCUUAUAUAAAGCAGUCGGAUGUUCUGGAUUACAUCCAGAAGUACGUGGAAAAAUUCGAUUUGGAGCCGCACAUAAAGUAUUUGAAACUUGUGAAAAAGAUUAAGCCGCACCUGGAGACCAAAUGGAAGGUGACGGUGAUGGACGCAAAGACGAAAACGGAAGAAACGCUGGAGUUCGACGCGAUUAUGGUCUGCAAUGGUCAUUUCUUCCACAGGCGGUUACCGCUCAUACCGGGAAUGGAUGCUUUUAUCGGAAAGCAGAUGCACAGCCAAGACUACAAAAGCCCAGAACCGUACAAGGGUAAAACCGUCGUCGUGGUUGGAGCUGGGCCCUCGGGCAUAGACAUAGCCAAGCACACGGCAACCACCGCCAAAAAGGUAAUCAUGAGCUACAGAACGAAAGCCUGGGGAACCCCCGAAGCCGACAACAUCGAGAAGAGGCCGCAGAUCGAGCAGAUCCUCGAAAACGGAUGUCGUUUCUCCGAUGGCAGUGAAACCGAGGCCGACGUGAUUAUCUACUGCACUGGAUAUGAAUACUAUUUGCCAUUUUUGGAUGCUGAUAGUGGUCUUGUGGUGGAAGACAACUGGGUGAAAUACGUGUAUCGUCACCUGGUGAACAUUGAGCGACCGACGAUGGCAAUAGUCGGCCUGACUUAUGGAAACAGUCUAUUCCCGAUGAUAGACUUAAUGGCCAGAUACUUUCUUAAGCACCUGGCUGGGGGAUUCUCGCUGCCAGACAAGGAAACUAUGCUAGAAAGCGCGUUUGAUGAACAGAGAUACAGGCACUCCCUGGGUUGGCCACCGAGGUUCGCCCACAAGAACCCCGACCACGGCGAACACUUGUCCGGAAAAAUGUCCAAGGAGGCUGACAUCAAGCCGAUACCGAAUGCCAUCUUCAAGCUGCACCGGAGGAUCUCCGAGUCCCGCUUCGACGAGGACUGCUUCCGCAUCGUGGAUGACGAGAACUUCGUCCAAGUUCAAUGAUUAACAUCAUAAUAAAUAGGAAAUUCCCAUUUUUCAUUUUUAUUUUCUCAAUAAAUAGUACCAAGGUCGAUGAUGUAUGA
This is a messenger RNA of Nicrophorus vespilloides, 1497 nucleotides long. RefSeq names its product senecionine N-oxygenase-like. Gene Ontology annotation, molecular function: N,N-dimethylaniline monooxygenase activity; flavin adenine dinucleotide binding; NADP binding. The record is from RefSeq and is a predicted model, not a curated record. Lineage: Eukaryota; Metazoa; Arthropoda; Insecta; Coleoptera; Silphidae.